AUGGCUGCAGCACCUCGUGAAGGUAUAGCAUGGUUCUUGAAAGAAAGUCUUAAAAGCCCAGGCUACGAUGGCGAGAAGCCAGAAGACUUCUAUUCGUGGAUGCUCCUCGAAGUCGUUUACAACGCGACAGAAGACGAAGCAUGGGCUUUGCCCCCGCCAUUAGCAUACCCCAAUCACCCAAGAACGGGACAACAGGUCUUUGCGGGAAGCAUGACCAGCACCGGCUACGGCCGCUAUGAAUUUAUGACCGCAAUGUACGGCCCUAGCGCCGAAGACAUCAAGCGCACAUAUCGCCUCAAAUGCAAUAUCAGUCGCGGUCAGCUGUGGCGUCAAACAGGCUCUGCCGCAGUUUGCUACGUCGCUGUUCCCCGACCAACUAAAGAGGAACGCUUCUUCUGGGUUGAUCUGACAUACCCUAUCAGGGCAAUCUACAUUCCCUGUGCUUUUAAUGCUCAUCCUCAGUACAAGAGCCAUGCAAUUUUCUCGCGUCUAGAUGUCCGUGGUCGCAAGGGAAUGCCACAAUCAUAUGUUCUCAAGAAUCAUCUCUGGACUUCGAUCUCCCGAGUUCAGAAAGCUAUGAAUGACUGGAACAAUGUAAGGAAUCACAACUGGGCUUGGGGUAAAGAGAUGAAUAGACUCAUUGCAAUAAACAAUAAGUUAUGGGCUCUAGCCAAAGAAGCCGGAUCCGAAGGCCCUUUUAUACAGGAGCCUGGACUAACACCUGGCUAUGUUAAGGCUGAUGGAAAAGCACCAAGUCCGGUUUUUGCUAAGGUCAGCUAUGCCAAAGACACAGUGGCAGAUGACACAACUGGCUUGGGGAUGCGGCCUCAAUGGACACUUCGAAUUGAUGUUUUCAAGUUUGCAUGCCAGCUUUUGGUUCCAUACAAAGAUCGUACCGAAGGGUACAAGGACUUAUAUGCUUGUUUUGCCUUGUUCGACAGGAGUUGUGUCCAUGGAUCAAGAGUUAUCGCCGAUAUUGACAUGGCUCAGUCCAUCGAUUGGGCCAAAGCACAAGGGAAAGAAGCCGGCCUUAAGAUAGAAUAUGUGACGGAAGAGCCAGAUGAAAAGUUUAUCAAAGAUCUCUUUGUUGGCUUUAUCGCCGUGGGACUGGGAUUCAUCCCCGUCAUCGGACCUCUUGUGGCGUUUGGCUUCACUGUCACGUAUGAGCUAUUGGAAAAUUCGGAAAAGUUCACAAAAGCAGCAGGGGUUGGAGGCAAAGCACCGGCUUUUACACAGGCGUGUGUUGAUUCUCGUGAGGGAUUGAAACCUAUAGUCAAGGCGGGUCUCAAGGCUGUAUUCAAGGGACAUUUGCAAGCGGCUCCUACAAAAAGCAUUCAAGUCGAUACUGGCGAAGAGAAAGUCGAGAAUAGUGAUGAGAAAGUCAAAGAUGGCGAUGAACAAGAUACAUUGCAUCUUGUCAUUGAAGCUGGAGAAGCAGAAGUGCUUCAAGCUCGUGGAAAUUUUGUUGCUUAG
Molecule: messenger RNA, 1473 nt
Organism: Botrytis porri
Lineage: Eukaryota; Fungi; Ascomycota; Leotiomycetes; Helotiales; Sclerotiniaceae
Exons: 2
Coding region: 1-1473 (490 amino acids)
Source: RefSeq, a predicted model, not a curated record